Molecule: messenger RNA, 480 nt
Organism: Encephalitozoon hellem ATCC 50504
Lineage: Eukaryota; Fungi; Microsporidia; Unikaryonidae
Exons: 1
Coding region: 1-480 (159 amino acids)
Source: RefSeq, a predicted model, not a curated record
AUGAAUAAACAAUUGAGUGAAGUGGAGUCCCUUUGCCUUAGCGAAAUAAAGAAAGGAAACACAAAAGCAGUGGAAAUGUAUUUUGGGCCCUAUGUUUCCUAUAAUCCAUCUACAAAGAACAGUGCCUUUAUAAAAGCAUAUAUACUCCUUUACUAUCUGUCAGAGGGGAAAAAGAAAAUGUUCUAUACCACAAUUGAAACAGUAACGCCUACAGAACUUGAAGACAGCUGUAUCAAGCUGGUUAUUGAAGUGGACAUGUGUGUGAGCAUUGGCGCUGUAGAGCGAUUGAGGAACACCGUUGAAAGAAACUCUAUAAAGGAGUUUGAUCGGUUCUUAAGGAGCAUUCUUGAGAAUCAGAUGAAAAUAAUGGAAUCACCAGAGAACUCUAAUGAAUACAGCCCCUGGAUUGAAAGCCAAGAGGACAAGAAGGCCAUUGAGAAUGCGAUAUUCAUUGGGAGGAACUCAUCUGCUAACUUUUAG